UUGAUACUCCUGCAGUCAUGAUGAGUAUUUUUACAAAGCAAUCAUGUUUCGCAUAUUCUCUCACAAAGAUUUAACAAAAGUGAAUUCUGAAGCUUAUUUGUUUGGAUCUGGAAACUUUUCUAGUUGUUGUUGUGUAGUUGAGAUGGUGUUACGCAUACGCAGAAAGAGGAAUCUUUAAAUGCAGAUUCAUGUGUGACAACUGACACAAGAAGCUGCUGAUAUUUCUCUAAUUUGGGUGCCGACACUGAGACAUUGACACUGCAGCGUGUUUUAUGACUGCAGAAAUCACUAUGGCGACAUCACUCAUGAUGUCACUUCCUCUGAUCUUCGUGGUCAUGACUGCGGGGGGUGAUGGUCUGCAGGAUUGGGGAGUGAAUUACAGCCCUUCAUAUGUUUGUGCAUUAAAGGGAACAACAGUGAAAAUGUCCUGUACUUUAAAAUAUCCCAGUGAUUAUAAUAUUAAAACAGUCUUCUGGACCAAACCUGCUGUACCUGAUGGAGAUCUACCAAAGCUGUGUUUAGAUCCAGAAAACAGAGGAAGAGUUCAGUGUGACAAAGAAAAUGAAGACACUUACAGUAUCACUCUGACAGAUGUAACAGAAGCUGAUAAACACAUCUACUACUGCAGAUUCAUUACAUACACUGAGAAGGGAAAAUGGACGGGGAUUCCUGGAGCUCAGCUGGACGUCACCGACCUGCAGGUGGAGACACAGCAGAGUGUGAAAGAGGGAGAUUCAGUCACUCUGAAAUGUAAAAGCAUCUGCUCUCUGCCUCAACAAACAACAUUCAUCUGGUUCAGAAACACACAGAGAUUAACUACAGGAACCGUGAGAGAGAAUCAGCUUCAGCUGCAGUCAGUCAGUCGUCAAGAUGAAGGAAACUAUCAGUGUGCUGUUUCAGGAUAUGAGCGUCUGAUCUCUCCUCCUGUUUAUCUUAAUGUUGAAUAUCCUCCACAGAGCGUCUCGGUGUCCAUCAGUCCGUCUGGUGUAAUAGUGGAGGGAGAUUCAGUGACUCUGAGCUGCAGCAGUGACUCAAACCCUCCUGCUCUCAUCUUCAGAUGGUUUAAGGAGAAUCAAAGCUCAUCUGUUGGAUCUGGACAGAGUUUCAUCAUCUCCAGCUUUAGCUCCAGUCACAGCGGACGCUACUCUUGUGAGGCUCAGAAUCAACAUGGAUCUCAGAGAUCAGACUCUGUUUCAGUCACUGUUGAAGGGACUCAGAGAGCUGUUCUGCAAACAGUUACUGGGAUUGUGGCAGGAUUGAUCAUCAUCAUCAUCAUCAUCAUCAUCAUCAUCAUUGUGUUUAUGAAGUGAGUUCCUGCAUCACGA
Carassius gibelio (silver crucian carp) is the source of this 1325-nucleotide messenger RNA. Its product is annotated as B-cell receptor CD22-like. Bases 273 to 1310 code for a protein of 345 amino acids. NCBI's taxonomy places the organism in Eukaryota, Metazoa, Chordata, Actinopteri, Cypriniformes, Cyprinidae. The transcript has 6 exons. The record is from RefSeq and is a predicted model, not a curated record.